AUGGUGUCAUUUAAUCAUCGUUUGGGUUUAUCAGUUGAUUUGGAUUAUUCAAACGGUACUGAGUUUGCCAACAAAAUUUACGGCUAUCUAAGAGCUAAUGUCACUCAGUUGCUGUAUGUCUGCAAGCAAAGACGUGACUUCUAUUUAUGUAUGCGUGACAUGUAUUCAAGUUGUGUUAACCAAUUUUAUCUGCUCUCGUUACCAGGCACCACACUCACAAACGUCUUGGAUUAUGUACGUGUCUUAGCACAACUGGAUUUCAUGUGUAACGCCGGUUUUGAAGAAGUAGUAAACCAGUAUGGAUCUUUACUUGGCGCCAGUAACAGUCAGGAGUACCAAAAAUGUCAAAAGGAUUAUGGAACAAGUAUGGGAUCAAAACCAGAAGCUAGAUGCAGCAACACUAAUGAUUUCAUGAAGUGUGCCCAGCAAGCGUUUAGUAAAUACUGUGAAAACAAAGCAGCUGGGUGGUGGAUUUGUGAAGAUCUGCGUUUGUCGUAUGCUAACGAUUGUCCAGAUUUGAGAUGUAACGUUUGA
Molecule: messenger RNA, 534 nt
Organism: Enterobius vermicularis (human pinworm)
Lineage: Eukaryota; Metazoa; Nematoda; Chromadorea; Rhabditida; Oxyuridae
Source: the annotation of a GenBank genome assembly